ACUUGGAUUGAUUAGAAGAUGUUCUCAUAAAGUCAGACAGAGAGCCUGUCUGCGUUAAUUCCUGAUCUAUACAUCUGCAAUGAACCGCACCCUCAAUGGCACCAUCACUUCUGAGACUGGACCUGGUCUGACCCCGGGGGCUGAAGAUGGAACCUCUCUGUUUGGCGGUAGUGCCUCUGGAGCCAGUGGAGGUCUGUGGGUGACGUCCCUGCUCGGUGCCAUGCUUUUGGUCAUGUGCGCCAUAGGACUGGCGGGUAACAUUUACACGCUCGUCGUAACGCGCUCCGCCGCUUUGUGCCGGAUGGGUUCCAUGUACGUCUACAUCGUCAACUUGGCCCUGGCCGACCUGCUCUACCUCUCCACCAUCCCCUUUGUUGUCUGCACCUACUUUGUCCAGGACUGGCUGUUCGGCGAGGCUGGCUGCCGCAUCCUCCUGAGUCUCGAUCUCCUCACCAUGCAUGCCAGCGUCUUCAUUUUGGUUGCGAUGAGCUUAGAACGUUACCGUGCCGUUGCCAAGCCCUUCAGUGCCCACAGAUCCUCGUCUCGGAACCGACGACUCACUGCAGGAGUUAUUUGGGGGUUGGCGUUCACGCUAACGCUUCCCAUGAUUGUGAUGAUACAGCUCAGGGAGGCCAAGGGCCUUGUGAAGAGAAUCUGCUACCCUACCUGGACACCUGAAGCUUUCAAGGCUUACCUCACAGUACUGUUUUUCACAAGUGUCUUAGUCCCUGGACUGAUAAUCGUUGGACUGUAUGCUGGGCUAGCACGGCGCUACUGGACAGUGCAGGCUAGCUUAGGAGGUAGCAGCCGCUCAGCCCGGAGGAAAGGACUCAAACAAAAAGUGCUAGCGAUGAUAUUAAGUAUCGUAGUAGCCUAUUGGGUGUGCUUCCUACCAUUUUGGGGAUGGCAGAUAGCUAAACUUUUCUCCCCAGAUUCCCUCAAACCUUUGUCUGCAGCUGCUCACAAAUACGUCAAUUUCUUUGUCACAUGUCUUACCUAUGGGAACAGCUGCAUCAAUCCAUUUCUUUAUACUCUCCUGACCCGAAACUACAAAGAUUAUUUGGCUCAGAAAGGUCCGUCUGGGGGAUCUAGCAAGGCUGAUCUUGGGACGGCUGUGACAACACCUCUUCAGGAACUCUAAUGGAUCACCGCACAUUCAGGCAAUGGAACGUCCUCGACUCAUCGGCCAUGAUCCGACAAUAUGAAGCUGGACAAAGAGACAUUGUUCAACUGCACAUAGACACUUUGAAGGCGUGUUUACUCUCCAUUGCUCCAGUUGGAGUUACCCAAGUAGUCUCAGUCACCAACUCAGUUUUUACAAUUGUUCAAGACAA
This is a messenger RNA of Xiphophorus couchianus (Monterrey platyfish), 1334 nucleotides long. It is a transcript of the gene uts2r4, whose product is annotated as urotensin-2 receptor 4. Gene Ontology annotation, molecular function: urotensin II receptor activity. The record is from RefSeq and is a predicted model, not a curated record. Gene Ontology annotation, biological process: blood vessel diameter maintenance; neuropeptide signaling pathway; regulation of blood pressure. Gene Ontology annotation, cellular component: plasma membrane. The transcript has a single exon. NCBI's taxonomy places the organism in Eukaryota, Metazoa, Chordata, Actinopteri, Cyprinodontiformes, Poeciliidae. The coding region runs from base 80 to 1141 and encodes 353 amino acids.